AUGCGAAGUUUCUCCCACAUCUCGCCAUCCGCUGCCAACCAGUCAGAGGAGGCUCCCGGCAGGCCAUUCCUUUUCCAGGGACCAGCGAGUCAACCAGAGCUGAGUGAGGUUCCUCCCUGCGCUGGCCGGUGUCCCAAGUCUGAGCGCGUACAGAUCUUUAUGCCUCAGGGCAGCAUGCACCAAUGGCGGCCGCAGGCGGACGAGGUAUGCUGUUUCAGGAGUCGAUCUCUCUCAGGGGUCUACCCGCGGGACGAAGGUCGAGGGGGGCCCUUCGAUCCGGAAGGAACCUGGGCCUGGAAGAUCGCGGUUGGGAAGAUGGUGGGUAGGCCAUUGGAAGAUCAGAAAGGAACCUUGGAACUAUCUGAAUAG
Molecule: messenger RNA, 369 nt
Organism: Colletotrichum truncatum
Lineage: Eukaryota; Fungi; Ascomycota; Sordariomycetes; Glomerellales; Glomerellaceae
Source: RefSeq, a predicted model, not a curated record